AAUCAAUGUACUUGAAAUUUUUUUCAUUGUUCCCAAUAUUCCCUCCUUCUGAUCUUCCUCUGCUCUCUUCAACGGCUGACCGGAGACGAAGAAGUAUCAGAGGAAGGAGCUCUCGAUCGCCCGAUACUCCGCCAGAUCUCUCCCUCCUCUGCCGUGAUCUAGGUUUUUCUUUCUCCAUCAAUGGCUGCUCCCCCGGCACGAGCUCGAGCUGAUUACGACUACCUCAUAAAGCUGCUCCUGAUCGGCGACAGCGGUGUCGGUAAGAGUUGCCUUCUUUUGCGCUUUUCAGAUGGUUCCUUUACUACCAGCUUCAUAACUACUAUCGGGAUUGAUUUCAAGAUUAGGACCAUAGAAUUGGAUGGCAAGAGAAUCAAAUUGCAAAUCUGGGACACUGCUGGGCAGGAGAGAUUUCGAACAAUAACAACUGCUUAUUACCGUGGAGCCAUGGGCAUAUUACUCGUGUACGAUGUCACAGACGAGUCGUCCUUCAACAAUAUCAGGAACUGGAUCCGCAAUAUUGAACAACAUGCUUCAGAUAACGUCAACAAAAUAUUGGUUGGCAAUAAGGCUGACAUGGACGAAAGCAAAAGGGCUGUUCCUACUGCAAAGGGCCAAGCUUUGGCUGAUGAGUAUGGCAUCAAGUUUUUUGAAACUAGUGCCAAGACGAACUUGAAUGUGGAGGAGGUUUUCUUCUCAAUAGCCAGGGACAUAAAGCAAAGACUUUCCGAAGCGGACACAAAAACUGAGCCUCAAGCAAUUCGGAUCAAUCAACAAGACCAGUCAGCAGGUGCUGCUCAAGCAGCAACCCAAAGAUCAGCUUGCUGUGGUUCUUAAGCUCGUAGUCGUCUUUCCCACGAUGAGCCUCAGUUCCCGGAAGAAGUUUGAUUUUGAAUGUUAUCGGUUCUUCUGUUGUGGCUUAUAAUAUUUUUCCUGCUAUGUGCUACUCGUCGGUGUGGGUGAUAAUAGAUCCUUUUUUUUUUUUUCCCUUACCUUUUUAUCUGGAAAGAAAUUCUGGGGGGAACUGUAACUCUGACGGACAAAUUAUUCGCAGUUUUCUCACCGACAUCUUAUUCACAAGCUUUGAUUUGACGUUUUUAUCUAUCAAUGGUAGGAACACAUCACUGUAUGUUUUCCCCUUA
Punica granatum (pomegranate) is the source of this 1139-nucleotide messenger RNA. NCBI's taxonomy places the organism in Eukaryota, Viridiplantae, Streptophyta, Magnoliopsida, Myrtales, Lythraceae. The record is from RefSeq and is a predicted model, not a curated record.